GUCAUCACGCAGCGCCCGGCGCGUGCGCAGUGCCGGGCCAGGCCUGAGGAGGCGGCGAAGCCCCGGGACGGGCCCGGGAACAGCGGGAAAAACGGGAAAAAAACGGGAAAAAAGCGGGGAAAACGGGAUAAUCGGGAUAAUCGGGAUCAGCACAGCGCACUCCCCACCGCAGUUAUGGUGUUUUACUUCACCUCCAACGGAGGGAAAAGCGGGAAUUUCCCAGGAAUUCCAGGAAUUCCAUGGAUUCUGACCCGGCAUUCCCGGUUUUCCAGCCGCUCCCGCCGCCUACACCAUCUACAUGGGCAAGGACAAGUACGAGAAUGAGGACCUGAUCAAGUACGGCUGGCCCGAGGACGUCUGGUUCCACGUGGACAAGCUCUCCUCGGCUCACGUCUACCUGCGCCUGCACAAGGGCCAGACCAUGGAUGACAUUCCCAAGGAAGUUCUGAGUGACUGCGCCCACCUGGUGAAGGCCAACAGCAUCCAAGGCUGCAAGCUGAGCUCGGUGUCGGUUGUUUACACCCCCUGGAGCAACCUGCGGAAAACUCCGGACAUGGACGUGGGGCAGAUCGGAUUCCACCGGCACAAGGACGUGAGUGACGGGAACAGCGGGAACAGCGGGAAUCUGGGAAACAACCACGGGAAUCUGGGAAACAGCAGUGGGAAUCUGGGAAACAACCGCAGGAAUCUGGGAAACAACCACGGGAAUCUGGGAACAACCGCGGGAAUCUGGGAAACAACAACGGGAAUCGGGGAAACAACCACGGGAAUCUGGGAACAACCGCGGGAAUCUGGGAAACAACCGCAGGAAUCUGGGAAACAACCACGGGAAUCUGGGAACAACCGCGGGAAUCUGGGAAACAACAACGGGAAUCGGGGAAACAACCGCGGGAAUCUGGAAACAGCAGCAGGAAUGACAACAGCGGGAACAACAGCGGGAAUCUGGGAACAAUGGGAAUGGGAACAGGAAUAACAACGGGAAUGACCCCGGGAAUAACAACGGGAAUGACCCCGGGAAUGACCCCGGGAAUAACCCCGGGAAUCUCAGGAAUGUGGGAGUGCUGGAACCUCAGGAAUGGUGAUUGGGAAUCCGGGAAUCAGGGGAUCUGUUUGGAAUUGGGACCCCCCAAUUCCCAGGAUUUUUUUUUGGGAAUUCCCGUUUCUCCGGGAGCCGUCGCUGCCGGCGGAUCGGAGCAGCCUCAAAUUCCGCUCUCAUUCCCAGGAAUACCGGGAAAAAUGGGAAUAACGGGAUUGGAAAUAGCGGGAAUAGCGGGAAUAAAGGGAUUGGGAAUAAUGGGAAUGGGAUGGGAAUAGCGGGAAUAUUGAGGAAAUUCAUGGUGGGAAGGACGUUAUUCCCAUUUUUCCCGGUUUUCCCUGGAAUUCCAGGAGCGCACACCCCCGGCUGGCCACAGCACCACCAAUUCCCAGCCCCAUUCCCAUUUUUUAUCCAUUUUCCCUGGUUUUCCCUGGAAUUCCAGGUGCACAACACCUCUGACUCCUUCUCUAAUUCCCGCUCUAAUUCCCGGCAUUCCUGCUGUUAUUCCCAUUUUUCCCGGUGCGCUGGCUGACGGUGGAUCAGCACACCGUGAUUCCCGGUCCCAUUCCCAGUGUUUUUCCUGGUGUUUUUCCAGGUGUUUUUCCAGGUGCACUCACUGCUGGUGGAUCAGAACAGCCUCAAUUCCCGCUGUAAUUCCUGUUUUUUUCCAGUGUUAUUCCCAGUUUUCCAGGUGCACUCGGUGACAGUGGAUUGGCAGGCUGUGAUUCCUGCUCUCAUUCCCGUUUUUCCUGUUGUCAUUCCCGGUUUUCCAGGUGUGCUCGGUGAUGGUGGAUCAGCACACCGUGAUUCCGGCUGUAAUUCCUGGUGUUUUUCCCAGUGUUUUUCCGGGUGUUUUUCCAGGUGCACUCAGUGACGGUGGAGCGGCAGGCCGUGACUCCGGCUGUAAUUCCCGGUGUUUUUCCAG
Molecule: messenger RNA, 1961 nt
Organism: Poecile atricapillus (Black-capped chickadee)
Lineage: Eukaryota; Metazoa; Chordata; Aves; Passeriformes; Paridae
Gene: CCDC25
Product: coiled-coil domain containing 25
Exons: 7
Coding region: 299-973 (224 amino acids)
Source: RefSeq, a predicted model, not a curated record